This is a messenger RNA of Pseudocercospora fijiensis CIRAD86, 1331 nucleotides long. RefSeq lists its product as uncharacterized. The record is from RefSeq and is a predicted model, not a curated record. Gene Ontology annotation, biological process: glutathione metabolic process; L-phenylalanine catabolic process. Gene Ontology annotation, molecular function: glutathione transferase activity; maleylacetoacetate isomerase activity. NCBI's taxonomy places the organism in Eukaryota, Fungi, Ascomycota, Dothideomycetes, Mycosphaerellales, Mycosphaerellaceae. The coding region runs from base 1 to 684 and encodes 227 amino acids. Gene Ontology annotation, cellular component: mitochondrion; cytoplasm. The transcript has a single exon.
AUGAGCGAACUCGGCCUCACGCUCUACACAUAUUUCCGAUCUUCCUGCUCAUGUCGUGUCAGAACAGCUUGUCAUCUCAAGGACAUUCCACUUGACUACAAGUUCGUUAAUCUUGUAGCAGGAGAGCAGAAGGCAGGGCCAUAUAUCGAUCAGGUUAAUCCGAGUGGACUUGUUCCAGCUCUCGUGGUCAGGGAUGCUUCGGGGAAAACAGUAGCGACGAUCACACAAUCGGUUGCUAUUCUUGAGUUUCUGGAGGAGGCGUUCCCAACGAGUCGGCCUCUUCUACCGCGAGCAAGCCAGCCUCUUCUUCGAGCUCGAGUGAGGGAAUUGGUUGGUAUUAUUGCCUGCGAUAUUCAGCCUCCGACCAACCUGAGGAUUGUGAAAAGGCUCAAUGGUCUAGGUGUCACGAAUCAGCAAUGGUUUCAGGAAAUGAUGGAGUCACCUUUGACUGCUUAUGAAAGCUUCUUGAAGGGAACCGCUGGGAAGUACUCGGUGGGGGAUGAGGUCACGCUGGCCGAUGUAUGUUUGGCCCCAGCUAUUGAAAAUGCCUUGAGGUGGGAAGUGGAUUUGAGCAAGGUUCCAAAUGUCGUAAGAGUGUUUGAUGCUUUGAAGGUUUUGCCUGAAUUUGUGAAGGGUGACUGGAAGCAUCAAGAUGACACUCCGGAAAAUUUGAGGGCGCCAUGAGAGGGAGUGCUGCAAUGAUGGACCAUAGCCAUCUGUGUUGUAUAAAAAGCUGAACGAAGUGGUAAUAUCUACUCCAUCUCUAGAGUGAUGACAUUGCUGUUGCCCCCAUCUAUGAGUACAUCCCGCAAUGUCUCGCAGCUUUUCACGCGGAUGUCGACAAAUGAUUCCGGGCUGUAGAACGCUGUGUGACAAGUGAUUACCAUGCGGCCUUCUAGCCACGGCUCCUUGUUACGAUAUGCUUGGACAAGAGGAUGUACCCUGUCUUCUGGAAUGGGUUCCUCCGGUAGAACGUCCAAGCCUGCUCCUGAAAUAAUGUUCUCCUUUAGGCAGCGUUCCACGGCAUCGAGCUGCAAAACUUCUCCACGCGAGGUGUUCACCAAUACUGCGCCUUUUGGCAGCAGUGACAGCAGUUCAUAGCCAAUAUAGCCUCGCGUUUCUCUCGUGCAGGGCGAGUGUAAACUUAGGACAUUGCUUCUCCGGAACAGCUCUUUGACAUCCUUCGUUCUUUCCAUGCCCAAGCUCUUAUCAACCCCGUUGGGCAGGUACGGAUCGUAGAAGAGAACAUUAAAACCGAAAGCUUUCGCUCUUAGAGCUGCAGCUGUUCCAAUUCGACCAAGACCAAACACGCCGAAGGUUGAUUGCUGCAG